Messenger RNA from Ramularia collo-cygni, 1737 nucleotides. RefSeq lists its product as uncharacterized. The transcript has a single exon. The record is from RefSeq and is a predicted model, not a curated record. Bases 1 to 1737 code for a protein of 578 amino acids. Lineage: Eukaryota; Fungi; Ascomycota; Dothideomycetes; Mycosphaerellales; Mycosphaerellaceae. Gene Ontology annotation, cellular component: mitochondrion. Gene Ontology annotation, biological process: mRNA stabilization; mitochondrial gene expression; mitochondrial proton-transporting ATP synthase complex assembly.
AUGGCGCUCUCCCGGACGUUGGCAUGCUCGCAUUGUCGACAAUGGCUGGUGAAAUCCUUCAUUACGACAUUCAAUAUUCCCCAAGUCGCUGCACCCCAACGAAGAAACUUCUCGGCACCUCCGCGACGAUGGAACGAAGCACGCGAGCGCAUUCAACAUGGCGAAAGCGACGAGCUUGCAUUGAAUAAUGUCAAUGAAGAGGCGGCAAAUCUAUUUAAAGAUGAGGCAAAGGAUGUGGCAGAAGAGAUGGAAGCAGAAGUGGAAGAAAGUGAAGAGGCGGAACACAUUCCCUGGUAUCUCCGCACAUCAUCGCCACUACAAUCCACCGUUCCCGAUGCCAUUGCAGAACGCCAACGAAUGCCCGAUCUACCGGAAAAUCCUCCGCCACUUCUCGCGCCUCUUCUGAAGCAAAUAUCCGUCGAACUGGGUAUUGACGACCUCACUCUGUUGGAUCUGCGGGGUCUGGACCCUCCGCCUGCUUUGGGUGCGAAUCUGUUGAUGUUGAUUGGGACGGCAAGAAGUGAGAAGCAUUUACAUGUCAGUGCGGAUAAAUUAUGUCGAUGGUUGAGGAGUGAACAUUACCUUUCUCCAUAUGCGGAUGGACUGUUGGGUAGGCAAGAGUUGAAGUUGAAGUUGAGAAGAAAGGCCAAGAGGAGCAAGUUGAUGGGUGCAGUUGGUGGGAAGGGUGGUGGUGAUGGUGAGGAUCUUGCAGAGGGGAUAAGGACGGGGUGGGUGUGUGUGAAUGUUGGAGUUGUGGAGGGUGCCGAAGGAGGAGUGAUUGACAGUGGAGAGCAGGUGGUCGAGAAGGAGGGAGCUUUCGUUGGGUUUGGACCUGGAAAGAGCUCAGGUGUACGAAUUGUGGUGCAGAUAUUGACGGAGGAGAAGAGGGAGGAGGUUGAUCUGGAGAAGUUGUGGACUGCCGUGUUGAAGAAGAGUGAGAGGGAGAAGGAGGCUAUUGCGAAGCAGGAAGCGAUUGAGGAAGAGAUUGAGGAAGUUGUUGAAGUCGUUGAGCCUGCGAAGGUGGCCGCUGAAGAGGUGCUGGCUGAGGUUGAUUCAGCGCCCGAAGCGGAGGGUGAGCAACAUCGUCCAGCAAGAAUCCGAGGUCUUCGGGGGAGACAACAGAUACGAGCAUAUCACACUUCGGCAAAAAAACUGCAAGAUGUGGAUAACAACAACAACCACGAGCCAAGCCAGUGGGAUGCAAUCGCUCAAUCUGCCAGGACCGAUGCCGAGGCGACAGAAGACUCAAGUCAUCAACCCACCAUGCAGACCCCAGAAGACGAAGCGGAGCAAUUCUACAGCACCUUCCGCUCCUUUCCCGCACUCGGUGUUCGUCGCAGUGCAGGCCUUUACACCACCAUGUUCAACCACAUCGCCUCCGGUGCCUUCCGCACACUCUCAUCCAAUCGACGUACUCUUCGAGACGAUGGAAUGAUCCUCGGUGUUGGAGCAGAUGAGAUGGAAGGACUUCCAGCAGAGUCCGAAUUCGAGGACGCAACGAUAGAGAUGUUGAAAGCUAUUAGAGGCUCUGCGGAGGCCAAAGCAAUUCUCGGAGAGACGCUUUGUUCCAUGGAGUCAGAGGCUCCGCCUUUGAGUCCUGACGGCGAGGGAGCCGUUGAACGUGCUAUGGCGGUGUUGAAGGCUAUCAGGGCUGUGGAUGUUGAAGGUGCAGAGGGACAUCUUGUGAUGUGGAGGGAAAGGUGUGAGAGGGUGUUGAGGAAGGCUCUCGAAGGUUGA